AUGCGUGGUGCGCUUGGUCAGCUAGUGCAAGAAGAACGUUGGAUGGACUGCUUGGAAAAAGCAAUACAAAUCCUGAAGGUGGAGAAGAAAGUGGAAAAUAUUCAGCUGGAUGUUUACAGGCAAACGUGCAAAUGCCAUCUUCACGCCGGGCACAUCGCAGAAUCGAUAGAAGCUUGUUCAGAGGUACUCAAAUACGGAGAUCCAAACGACGUUGAUGUCCUCUGCGAUAGAGCAGAGGCUUACCUCACUAACGAGCAAUAUGAUGAUGGUGUGUCCCAGUUUUUAUGCGUUUUUUUGCAGCAAUGCAAUGCGAAAAACGCAUAUUGA
Gongylonema pulchrum is the source of this 327-nucleotide messenger RNA. NCBI's taxonomy places the organism in Eukaryota, Metazoa, Nematoda, Chromadorea, Rhabditida, Gongylonematidae. The record is from the annotation of a GenBank genome assembly.